Molecule: messenger RNA, 1530 nt
Organism: Didymella exigua CBS 183.55
Lineage: Eukaryota; Fungi; Ascomycota; Dothideomycetes; Pleosporales; Didymellaceae
Product: putative cytochrome P450
Exons: 4
Coding region: 1-1530 (509 amino acids)
Molecular function (GO): heme binding; oxidoreductase activity, acting on paired donors, with incorporation or reduction of molecular oxygen; monooxygenase activity
Source: RefSeq, a predicted model, not a curated record
AUGGCUCAGAAAAAUUUGGGCGCAGCUGUGCUACAGAUCGUCUGGUUUCUGGCACCGGCCGCUCGUUUUGUGCCCUUGGCCCUCCUAGCCCUUGCCGUUUUCAAGUGCACACGCUCCGGUAACAUCCUCCCUGGAGUGCCCAAACUCGCAGGACUUCCAUUCAUAGGGGUACUCCUACUGUCGAUGAGACGUGGAGUGUCUGAGAUACUUGUUCAACUACAAAACAUUGCUACUGAUGGCAUCUCAUACGCGAGCAUGGCUGGUAGUGCUCUGGUGUUUGUCCACGAUCCAGCAUUGAUAAGGCAGCUGUUGAUGAUGCCCGAAGAGAGUUUGUCGAGAGAAAGCAAUGAGGAUCAAAUUGGAUUUUCCCCAUUUUGGGUCCUGCGCAGGAUUGUCGGUCCUUCGCUGAUUGACUAUAGAGGUCCACAUCUAGGUACCUACCGCGGCGGAUUCAUCCGCGAGUUCAACAGCACCGAAGCACUGGCUAAGAAUUUCGACACCAUUAAAAGGCAUGCCCAAGCACAUGUCAAUUGUUUGGUUGGCCAGCAAGCCGAUAAUGGCAUCGUAGAUAUCGUUUCUCGGAUAGAUAUUUUCGCCAUCACCCUUUGGCGAGCUCUUUUGUACGGAAGCUCUGAUAGCGAGAUCAAUGACCGCGUAUUGGACUUAUCGAAAGCGAUAGGUGCCCGAGUGACAGAUCCUUGGCCCUCACUUUGGUACUCGAUCAUCGUCUUCCUAGGCUUGGUUGAUCCGGGUCAUGCAUUCGGCCCCGACAAGGUGCUCCGUACCCAGCUCGACGAACUAAUCGAAGAAAGUAUUGAACAAUUGAAGAAUCAUGAGCGCUUGAACCCGGAGGCUCCACAGACAAGCCUUCGAGGCUUAUCAACGUUGACUUAUGGUGGCAUAUCUGGGCCUCUUUCUCAGACCGCCAUUGGUUUUGCACAUCUCAAUGCUUUCGCUGGAAGUGAAACCUUCGGCUACAACUUGGCUUGGAUGCUUAUUGAGUUGGAAAAGCGGCCUGAUUGUCUAGAGAGGCUAUUAGCUGAAAUUGAAUCUUCCAACACCGAAGACUUCAGGAUAGUAAACUCGAAGAUGCCGUAUCUGGACGCUGUCGUAAAAGAGGUGAACCGGCUUCAUUCACCUGUGGCUAGUACUUUUCGAACGGUCAACCGCGAGAUAAGCAUUACAACUUGCAAGUCGUAUUACACGCUACAGCCGGGAAUGCUGGUAUAUCUAGCGCUAGGGUGCGCGAACAGAUCUACAACAGAUUGGGGGUCAGACGCCGACAAAUUCAUGCCUGAGCGAUGGUUGAAAAGCAAAGAAGACAAUACCUCGCAACUCACCUUUGGUUAUGGAUCACGCAGUUGUGUCGGAUUCAAGACAGCACUAUUCGGGACCAAGAUGUACUUGCUUUCACUUCUUCAGAUGUACCAGAUUGCGCUGAGGGACCAUGACUACAAGGAAUCCCCCGGGGAUAUCUUAGGUGCUGAAAAGCCACUUGUCGUAGAGUUGCAUCGAAGGCGGCUAAGAUAG